Solanum stenotomum is the source of this 1347-nucleotide messenger RNA. RefSeq names its product purine permease 21-like. Gene Ontology annotation, molecular function: purine nucleoside transmembrane transporter activity. NCBI's taxonomy places the organism in Eukaryota, Viridiplantae, Streptophyta, Magnoliopsida, Solanales, Solanaceae. The transcript has 2 exons. The record is from RefSeq and is a predicted model, not a curated record. Bases 166 to 1347 code for a protein of 393 amino acids. Gene Ontology annotation, cellular component: membrane.
AAUAAACUAUUUUUGGCCCUACGCCCCUACCUGACUCCGCCCUGUUCUCAUGCAAUUUAAAGCCACCAGAAUCCUAACAUGAGAUUCAUUCGAUCAACCUUUUCCUUAAAUCCAUAAAAGAGAGAGAAAGAGAGGAAUAUUAAGACAAAUAGUUUGUCAAUUGCCAUGGGAACUGUUGCAGAAAAGGAGCUGGAUAUCAUCAACGUCCAAGAAGAAACUGAUCCAAAAACGAAGAAGAUGGAUGCAUUAAUCGUUAUACCAGCUGAAACUCCAAACUCUGUUAAUAAGUACACGAAAUGGCUCGAGAUAGGCAUUUACGCGCUGAUUGUACUUGUUAGCCAGUCAGUAGCUACAAUACUUGGAAAGUUGUAUUACAACAAAGGUGGAAAAAGUACCUGGUUGAUUUCACUAACUGAAACUAUUGCUUUUCCCAUUCUCUUAAUUCCCAUGAUCUUUAAUUGCACCAAUAAUAAUACUAACAAAAUCCCAAAUUUAGAAUAUCAUGACUCAAAAUCUCCUUCUUUGAUGACCAAAUUAUUUAUCUAUGUAUUUCUUGGCUUUUUAGUUGGAGUAGGCUGUGGUUUAUUCUCAAUUGGCCUUUUACAUCUCCCAGCCUCAACAUUCUCUCUUAUUUCCUCAAGUCAAUUAGCCUUCAAUGUCUUGUUCUCCCUCUUCAUGAAACUCGAAAAAAUUACACCUCUCAUCGCGAAUUCUAUUGCCCUUGUAACCAUUUCCUCCCUCCUCUUAGCGUUAGAUUCAUCAAACAAAGCAUCGUCGUCGUCGCCGUUGUCUAACCAUCAUAAUGCAAUUGGCUUUAUAUGCACGCUAAUUGCUUCCGCUUUGUUCGGUUUACUGUUUUCCUUAACAGAUCUCUUGUUUAGAAAAUUCUUUAAAAAGAAUACGUUGAGAGAAUUUAUGGACGUUAUUAUCUGUCAAUCGUUUUUCGCCACGUGUAUAAUUCUGAUUGGCUUAUUUGCUAGUAAAAACUGGAGGAAUUUGAAGACAGAGAUGAAUAAUUUUGAGCUUGGGAGAUUAACUUAUGUUAUGAUAUUAAUUUGGAUUAGUGUGUGUUGGCAACUUUAUACUUAUUGUCUACUUGGAUUAAUUAUGAAGGUGUCUGCUGUAUUUGCUAAUGUGAUUACUACGUUGAGUGCGCCGUUAAUCCCGAUUAUGUCUGUGAUUAUCUUUAAUGAUAAGAUGAGUGGGGUGAAAGCAAUUUCAAUUGUUUUAGCAAUUUGGGGAUUUUCUUCUUAUGCUUAUCAGCAGUACCUUGAUGAGCUAAAUCACAAAGGAGAUUGUAACGGCAUUGAGGAUGAGUCGACUGAUCGACAAACGACUUCUAUCUAA